CAGACAAAGAGAGAGAGAAAGAAGAGUGAGAGAGAGAGACAGAGAAAGAGACUAGAGGCCACUCAAGGAGUGGGGGAAUUCAUCCUUGGUAUUUUAAGGGGGUGUUUUAAAUAUAUAUUUUCCCCCUGUUGGUAUCCCCCUAUUACAAGUGAUAAAUCCACAGGCUCUGGAUCUGGACACUGGGCAGACCAGACACAACAUCCACAGCAUAACAAAGGAGGACUAAGGAAAUUUACAGUCUAGCUCAAUGUCUCUGUUAUGGAUAGUGAUACUACCAGUAGCAGCCUUUGCAUUUCAUGUGGAGCUAAAACCAAAGAGUGCAUUUUUCAGAGUUGGUGAUAGGCAGGAGCUGCGAUGUUCGGUGAAGGAUUGUAACGAAAAGGUUACUAUGUCCUGGGCUUUGCUGGGGGAUAAGCCCAUGUUUGCUAAAAUACACACCUCAGGGUCGGAAUCCGUGGCGGCCUUUGACCCUGUGAUGACAGUACAUGAUGACAUACUUCUCUGCAAAGUCAGUUGCGGAGCAUUGACCAAACAACAGCGUGUGGUUGUCAAAGUGUACUCAUUUCCAGAGGCUCCUGUCAUAUCAGGCUACGACCAUCUUCUCUUGGGCCAGUCCAACACUCUGACAUGUGAGGUGAUAGACGCUUAUCCCGCGGAGCACCUGCGACUUGAGUGGCUGCGAGGAGACAUCACGCUCCAGACAGACGCAGAGUCCGUUGUAUCUAGCUACAGGUUCACGCCCACCCCAGAGGACAAAGAGGCAAGCAUCACAUGCAGAGCCUCUCACGAUCAGGAUGGUGUGCCUGAUGAAGAGAAGACCAAGGAAACCACCGUGUCUCUCACAGUGUUUUAUGCGCCACAGAAUAUAUUAAUAUCUGAGCCGACUGCUGUGAGAGUUGGCUCCAGUCUCACGUUGUCAUGCCAUGCUGAAGGGAACCCCAGACCAGAUACACAGUGGAAGGCCAUUGGUCCAGAUGGACAGGCUGUUAUUGUGGGGCAGAGCGAGGAGCUUGUUCUUACAGAGAUGACACUGGUGGAUUCUGGUCAAUAUGAGUGUGUGGUGAGCAACACCAUUGGAAACAUCACAGCCAGCGUGAACGUCAUUGUUCAAGCUCCCCCAACCAACACCACUAUCACAGUGAGCCCAGCCAGUGCGGUGAAGGAAGGGGAGAGCGUGACGGUGUCCUGCCUGUCGGACGGAGUUCCAGUGGGACGUAUGGUGCUGAAGAGACUCUCUGAGGGCCAGGAUAUAGAACUCCAGUCCAGCAAUGGCUCCUCCACCUCCUUCACCCUCUCCUCUGCCCUGCUAGCAGACUCUGCUCUCUACCAGUGUGAGGCCUUCAAUGAGCACGGUAGCCAGCGAGCUAGCACACACAUUACAGUCAAAGCACCUCCUAGGAACACAACAGUCCUGAUAUAUCCAUCUGCUGAGGUGCAGGAAGGCCAAAAUGUCACCAUCUGCUGUCGCUCUGUCAGUUUCCCCCCACCUGCUGUGGUUUUAAGGAAACUGGAUAAUGGCACAGAGCUCUACUCCCCGGAUGGGAACUUCCUGCUGGUUAACCUUACGCCCAAUGAUACAGGCCUAUACCAGGUGAAUGUUACCAAUGACCUGGGUUAUGAGACCGAGAUCUUCAGCAUCAACGUCAUAGAGGCAUACCAAGGGACAGACCUACCUGGAGUGGAGAGGGAACAGACGAGAGGUUCGUCCACUGUCAGGUCUCCGUUGAAGGGCAGAGGACAAGGCCGUAUGACCUUUGGAUGUUACUGGAAGAGGAAAAGAGAAGUACCUUUAAGGAGGUGUGGUCUUCUGGAUGUUUUUCAUUUUUAUUAAACCUAAGCUAAAAGUCAGUACAAUGUUGAAUAAUCUAACUGUCUGCAACUAACUAUCAUUUGCUCAUUUUUUCACUUCUUGGCAGCUUUCAUUGAACCCAUUGAUGUCUAAGUGUCACAACUAUUGGAUGAAUGCAAUAUGUUACAUGUUUUUAAACAAAAUUAUACAAAUUGUAAUUGACUGUGAUAAAAAGUUGAAAUGUUUAACGAGUUAAUUACAAUGCAUUUGAAAUGUACAGUUUAAAUUCACUUUGUUAUAUCAGUAUGGGAAGGUGGUUUCCCAACAAUAGGUGAAGUCAGUAUUGUGGUAAUGUAAUAUAGAGAAGCAAGGCAAACUGCAUUUUCCUCAUGGCUUUUUCUGUAUACAGUAUAGGUCUUUAAAGAUGGAAUCCGCAGUAGGGGAAACAGCAUCACUGUCCGCCCCACAGCUGUUGUUAUUGUUUUUGUUUUGUUGACGAAGCAGACCUGGGGAGUGUCGUAGUAACAAAAAAAUGCAGUACAUAUGCUGGUGUUCUUUCGCACGUACAAUCAUGUCCGCGGCGGGAAAAAAACAGUGUUUGUUGUUUGCAGUAACUUAUUUGGUUGUUGUAAUAUCGCAAACGGAUGUGGCAAUUUCACCAUUAAGGAUUCCAGCUUUAAUGUGGACACUUACUAGAAGUGUUUGCAUGUGUGGAGAGUGUGCAAUGUGCAUGGAGUAUUUUUGUCCCACACCAUUUACUUUAUUGCUGUGGGAUAUUAGAGCCGGUUUGGUACGUGAUUAAAGAAGCUGUUGUUUUUAAAUCAAAGCCUAUAUAGAAUGUAUUUGUUAUGUUUAUGACUGUUCAUACUCCUUUGUAUGUUUUGAAUAUGUUUUGCCCUAUUUUUUGUGAAUUGUGUUUGAGUUGUACGUUUGUAGAGAUGUUCAUUAUUAAAUAUUUAUUUCCAUAACUAAAA
Molecule: messenger RNA, 2763 nt
Organism: Salvelinus fontinalis (brook trout)
Lineage: Eukaryota; Metazoa; Chordata; Actinopteri; Salmoniformes; Salmonidae
Gene: vcam1b
Product: vascular cell adhesion molecule 1b
Exons: 7
Coding region: 248-1831 (527 amino acids)
Biological process (GO): cell-cell adhesion
Cellular component (GO): membrane
Source: RefSeq, a predicted model, not a curated record